AUGUCUGCCACCAAAGAAGUACCGGGAACUGUUAGGCUCUUUGCAGACUCUGGUGAAUUACUUCAAACUAAAGUUGAAUUGGUCCCAAAACCCAGUCAUCACGCUGAAGAUCCACUCAACUGGUCUCGAACUCGGAACUUCACUUUCAUUGGAGCCAUCUCCACUUCAGUCCUAUUUUCCAUUUACACUCAACUGGCUGAAGAAACAAAUCUCACCCUUGAUCAGCUCGUUGCUGGCAGUGGCUAUUCGUACUGGGCAAUCGGAUUCUCAAACAUAUUCUUCCAGCCUCUGUCACUGGCCAUUGGCAAAAGACCAGUGCUUGUAUUAUGCAACUUGGCAGGCGCAUUGCUCACCAUCUGGACGGUCUACAAUUCAGGCAAUGCCACUUGGAUUGUAUCUCGACUCUUGAUAGGUUUAACUUCCGGACCGUCUUUCUGUUUAAUCGAAGUUGUUAUUGCCGAUGUCCGUGCACUUCCACUUGGUCUCUAUGUAUGCGUGCUGUAUACAGGCGCUGUCAUAGGACCUCUAAUUGGUGGGUUCGUCUUUGAGGGGUUGGGAUGGAAAGGAGUAAUAUGGCUGAGUGUUGGCCUCCAAGUCCUGACGACCAUUGUGAUGAUAUGCUUCUUCGAAGAGACCAACUUCUCCAGAAAAGAACCUACCAUUGCGUUGCAGGUGAUGCCUGAUCUCAACCCAUAUAAUGCAGCCAAACAUCUUUCUCCAAUAUCUCCUGAUGAGACCAAAAACGACACUACUCAUCAGAUUCAAGUUGAACCUGUUUUGCCAAACGAGCAUAGACCUGUGUGGGGUAAACCGAAAUUUCGUCAUUUUUUCACCGUUUCGCCUUAUGCUGCGCAUAUCAUGAAAAGAGGUCUGAUUCAGCCUUUUCUUAUGAUGAGAUUGCCGCUCGUAUGGUGGUGCGGCGUCAUGUAUGGAAUUUAUCAAGUUUACUUUAAUCUAUUCGGCAGUCUAUCUUCUGGUGUACUCGCAUUCCCGCCUUAUGAUUUUAGCACUAGUGCCAUUGGGCUCACCUUCUUAGGUCCGCUAUUGAGCGGUGUACCCAGUGCUGUCCUGAGUGGGUGGCUUUGUGAUGCUUUCUCACUCAAACAAGCGAGAAAGAACUACGGUAUAUCAGAACCGGAACAUAAACUCAAGCUGUACAUUGUGCCCGCUGUUCUUACACCUAUCGGACUAAUAAUGAUGGGUCUUGGGCCUUAUUAUGGUGCUCAUUGGUUGGUCUACGUGGCUGGGGAGUUCGUACUCAACCUUGCAGGACCAGUAGCGACUUUGUUGAUCAUCACUUAUGCUUUUGAUUCAUUUCAUUCGAUUGAUCCCGAUGACAGCCAAGGACCGAAGGCCGCCGCUCAAGAUUCCGCACCUUACUUUUCAGCUAUCAUUCUCAUAGCCAUGUCUAUCACCUUUGCUUUUGGCUACGCCACAACACCUUGGACUUUCGGAUGGAGUUUCAAGCUCUUUGCUAUCACAGCGGCCAUAGGAGGGACCAUAUUGAACGCUACAGUCUUGUUGAUUAUGAGGUACGGCAAGAGACUGCGAGCAGAUGGCGAGCAGUAUUACAGGAAAGUUAUCAAUUGGUAA
Molecule: messenger RNA, 1593 nt
Organism: Kwoniella shivajii
Lineage: Eukaryota; Fungi; Basidiomycota; Tremellomycetes; Tremellales; Cryptococcaceae
Exons: 7
Coding region: 1-1593 (530 amino acids)
Biological process (GO): transmembrane transport
Cellular component (GO): plasma membrane
Molecular function (GO): transmembrane transporter activity
Source: RefSeq, a predicted model, not a curated record